AUGAUCAUCGUGGCUUUCUUUUUUCUCCUCCGCCCCGGCGAAUACACAGGCACCACAAACGAUGACACACCUUUCCGGUUCCUUGAUGUUCAGCUCAAAGUCGGCGUACGCCACCUUGACCUUCUCACUACUACACCUGCUGAAUUAUGGGCUGCCACCAGUGUUGCCCUUACAUUCACCACGCAAAAGAAUGGUGUCCGUGGCGAAGUCAUUUGUCACGGUCAGAGCGGCCAUGAUGUCCUCUGCCCCGUCCGCUCCAUGAUCCGCCGUAUCCUCCAUCUCCGACAACAUACUGCAAACAUGCACACCAUCAUUGCAACCUAUUUCCAAAACAGCCGCCAUUACUCCGUAAAAUCGGCCGACAUCACCACUACAUCACGCCAAGCUACAGCCGCCUGCGGCGCCGACCUCGGUUCCCUUUUCUGCUCCAACGUCGAUCGCAACACCAUCCAACUCAUUGGACGCUGGAAAAGCGACGCCAUGCUUCGCUACCUCCAUGUCCAAGCCCAACCAGUUAUGCAAGGCUUCGCCUCCAUGAUGCUUCAAGGCGGCGAAUACGCUAUUCAUCCUGGCCAGAACCUUGUCCCAAUGUACUGA
This is a messenger RNA of Cylindrotheca closterium, 597 nucleotides long. NCBI's taxonomy places the organism in Eukaryota, Bacillariophyta, Bacillariophyceae, Bacillariales, Bacillariaceae. The record is from the annotation of a GenBank genome assembly.